AAGGUGGAAGACAGGUCGAAGCAGAGUGAAAGAGAAGCUGCUGGUUGGACCACAAUGAAACCCAUCCUAGUGCUACUGCUGGUGCUCCUGGACCUGGCUGAGUCCCAAGGAGUUCUACACAGGGUGCCCCUCAGAAGGCAUCAGUCCCUCCGGAAGAAACUACGGGCUCAAGGCCAACUCUCAGACUUCUGGAAGUCCCAGAACUUGGACAUGAUCCUAUUCAGUGAGUCCUGUGAAAUAGAUCAGAGCGCCAACGAGCCCCUCAUCAAUUACCUGGAUAUGGAAUACUUUGGGACUAUCUCCAUUGGCUCCCCACCACAGAACUUCACUGUCAUCUUUGACACUGGCUCCUCCAACCUCUGGGUCCCUUCUGUGUACUGCACCAGUCCUGCAUGCAAGUCACACCCGGUGUUCCACCCAUCCCAGUCCAGCACAUACAUGGAGGUAGGGAAUUAUUUCUCCAUCCAGUAUGGUACCGGGAGCCUCACAGGAAUAAUCGGAGCUGACCAAGUCUCUGUGGAAGGGCUGACUGUGGAUGGCCAGCAGUUUGGAGAAAGUGUCAAGGAGCCUGGCCAGACCUUUGUGAAUGCAGCAUUUGAUGGGAUUCUGGGCCUAGGAUACCCCUCCUUGGCUGCUGGAGGGGUAACCCCAGUGUUUGACAACAUGAUGGCCCAGAACCUUGUGGAUCUGCCUAUAUUUUCUGUCUACUUGAGCAGUGACCCGCAAGGUGGCUCAGGCAGUGAGCUGACUUUUGGAGGCUACGACCCCUCUCAUUUCUCUGGGAGCCUUAGUUGGAUCCCAGUCACCAAGCAAGGCUACUGGCAGAUUGCCCUGGAUGGAAUCCAGGUAGGAGACACUGUGAUGUUCUGCUCCGAGGGCUGCCAGGCCAUUGUGGACACAGGUACCUCCCUCAUCACUGGCCCUCCUGACAAGAUCAAACAGCUUCAAGAGGCCAUUGGGGCCACACCCAUGGAUGGAGAAUAUGCUGUGGAUUGUGCUGCCCUUAACGUGAUGCCAAAUGUCGCCUUCCUCAUCAAUGGGGUUUCAUACACCCUCAGCCCAACUGCCUACAUCCUGCCGGACUUAGUGGAUGGAAUGCAGUUCUGCGGCAGUGGUUUUCAGGGACUUGACAUCCAUCCUCCAGCUGGGCCCCUCUGGAUCCUGGGGGAUGUCUUCAUUCGACAGUUUUACUCAGUCUUUGAUCGUGGAAAUAACCAAGUGGGAUUGGCCCCUGCAGUCCCCUAAAUAGGAAUGUAUGUUUAUGUAUGGAUGCCUGACACCCCUUUAACAUGUUAGGUCUGUUUGUGACUAUCAAAGUCACUUCCCACAGGAUGUAGCCAGAGUGUUCAGACCAAACAAAGCAUGAGAGCACACAUAGAACCUCCCACACAUGCACAAUCACAGCCAUCCACACAUGCACACACACAGCCUCCCACACAUGAACAAACACAGCCACCCACACAUGCACAGGUACAGCACUUCUACCAUCACCAUAAUGAAAGAAUGAAGUUCUGGAUGUAGUCUUUAUUGCUUUUUGUUGACUUUCUGUUACGGAAAUCUCCAAACAUACACACAAGUAGACAUGAUAGCGAAAUAAAUCCCCAUGCACCUCUCUCCCUCACUUCACAACCCACCCACAUGUGGCCAGGAGCCUCUAUCUUCUCCCCCUCAGCUCCUCACAUCUAGAUUUGGAAGCAAAUUCUAAGCACCAUGUCAUCUUAUCUAAUGCUUAAUAUCCUUAAAAGUCAGAGUUGAAAUAGCUCUCACCCUCUCAUAAAUGUACACCUGUUUUUACAGUUGGUUUAUUUGUAUCAGGGUUCAAAUCAGAUUCAUAACUGAAAAUAAACAUAAGUUGCAUUAUUUUGAAA
Messenger RNA from Meriones unguiculatus (Mongolian gerbil), 1868 nucleotides. RefSeq names its product cathepsin E (gene Ctse). Gene Ontology annotation, cellular component: endosome. The transcript has 9 exons. The record is from RefSeq and is a predicted model, not a curated record. Gene Ontology annotation, biological process: proteolysis. NCBI's taxonomy places the organism in Eukaryota, Metazoa, Chordata, Mammalia, Rodentia, Muridae. The coding region runs from base 55 to 1245 and encodes 396 amino acids. Gene Ontology annotation, molecular function: aspartic-type endopeptidase activity.